Messenger RNA from Pogonomyrmex barbatus (red harvester ant), 1287 nucleotides. RefSeq names its product ciliary microtubule-associated protein 2. Lineage: Eukaryota; Metazoa; Arthropoda; Insecta; Hymenoptera; Formicidae. The record is from RefSeq and is a predicted model, not a curated record.
GUGCCUCAAGUUGCUCGGAGGAAACUUUGCUCUGAAUGAACAGAAAGGAGGUAACAGAGAUAAAUGUAAGAAAAUGUCACGAAAAUAUGGGACUACGAGCUUCCGUUUGUGUCGUUGUUGUUACAAAUGGCGUUGUCAAUGUCUUGUACCACGGAAAAAGAAGUCACACCCACCUUUCAACAGCGGAACGAAGCAAAGUAAUAAGCUAGGGCUGCAUCCGAAAUUAAACGCACCAAUAUCACCGCCUGUCGGUUCCUACGAUCCUCGACCGAUUGAUUGUAAAUCUGUAAUUAUUAGGUAAAUUGUCACCUCGAUCCGUUUCCGAAAUAGCGUAAGAAUUUCCAUAUAAAUAGUACAAAUUACGGCGCAGUUGGAAAAAGCAACAAGAAACGGAAGAAUUCUCCGCCGCGAUGGGUGGCAGAUUAACAAGAAAAAUUGUCGAUCGGAAGAGUUUAAUGAAAGUCGGAUGUGGACCAGGAAGUCACGAGAUACUUCGCUGGCCGGAGAGUACCAUGAUGCUCUGUAAAAAUUUACAAACAAACGUUUUCUUUGGGACCGUUCCACGAUUUGAACCGAGUUACAAGUCCACCACGCCUGGUCCAGGCUACACGCUGAGAACGCACAAUCCCUUUUUCUAUUUGGAUCAGAAAAGGUUGAAAGGUUUCUCUCCCAUACCUUCAUUCGAGUUUGAUAAUUUAGUACCUAGAUUUCGAGAAACUAUAAAAUGUUGGUCUCUACCAUGCACUAGGUACAGCGUAAAACACCCAAAUUCUCUGCAAGCCUUUCUCGAAAAAAUUACGGGCAAGCGAGGACCUUACGAUCUUUUCACAGGACCGAGGGAUGAGACUACUAUUAGACAUUUGAUACGUGCAAAAUUAGAAGAUCAUGGGGAUUGGCCACGAAAAUUACCAGAUGAAAUAGAAAAACUUUCGAACAAAUGUAACUAUUUUAAGGGAAAAUGGUCCGUCAACCCUAGAUUCACGAAGAAACCGACUACGAGGAUGAUGUUACAAAAUAUCAGUACAUGUUACAAGGAUCCUGAUGAGCCGGGGCCUGCUCAUUAUAAUCCUCGAAUGCUACAAAGACCAAGUUCAACUAAAAGAUAUCCUUUCGAUAGCAAUAUACAGUAUAUACGACCGCUUCCACCAAGGGGCAUUCCUGGCCCAGGAAGAUAUAAGAUUAAACAAAGGUAUCGUGUAAAAGGACAUGGAUGGAAAAGUGUUUUCAAGAGCAAAGUUCCUAGAAUAAUCAAUGUCGCUGCUCCAUCAUAUAACUAUUAAUUUCUAU